Colletotrichum godetiae is the source of this 1902-nucleotide messenger RNA. Its product is annotated as peptidase S8/S53 domain-containing protein. Lineage: Eukaryota; Fungi; Ascomycota; Sordariomycetes; Glomerellales; Glomerellaceae. Bases 1 to 1902 code for a protein of 633 amino acids. Gene Ontology annotation, biological process: proteolysis. Gene Ontology annotation, molecular function: tripeptidyl-peptidase activity; serine-type endopeptidase activity. The record is from RefSeq and is a predicted model, not a curated record. The transcript has a single exon.
AUGCUCCUCCUCCUUGUGGCGUCCACAAUCAUUUCUUUGAUUGGCCCGUUUGCUAUCGCUUCGGUAGCUGGCUCAAUGCAAAUAGAGUAUAGUAGACAUCCACCACCGGGAUGGAAACUCUCCCGUCCCGCAGACCCGAAUCAUCGAUUCAGCAUAUCCAUCGCAGCCGAUAGAAGCGGUCACGUAGAGCGGGCCCUCUACAGCGUCUCAACUCCGGGACAUGAACUUUACGGCAAGCACCUCUCUCGAGAGGAGGCACAAGCCCUCCUUAAUCCCGAUACAGAGUUGCGAGACGUCAUUAUAAACUGGCUUCAAGAACAUGGGAAUGCCACAGCAGCAGACAUAGCGAGCGACAGUCACUGGAUCAGCGUGCAGACAACGGUGAAGAAGGCGAACAGUCUACUCGAUGCAGACUUUGGAUGGUUUCGAAACGUUGACAGUGGCAAGGAGGUGCUACGGACGUUGAAGUAUUCUUUACCAUUGGAGUUGAAAAGCAAGAUCUCGUUGAUAACACCAUCCACGAGGUUCUGUUCUCAUCCGAUGAUGCACCAAGGACCGGCAUUGGCGGGACCUCUUGCUGGCGACGCACCAAACGACGAGCUUCGGAAGGUGAAGAGGACGUUGACCGGCCUGAACCCGAAGCUUCUUUAUACGGCACAGGUAGACAGGAUUACUCCACCCGCCUCGCAAGCACAAGUCGAUCCUACGUGCAACAGGACCAUCACACCCAACUGCAUACGAGCACUGUACAAUGUGCCCUCCAAGAUGAACGUGAGCGCGGCUCGCGGACUUGGAAUCUACGCAUCGCAGAAUCAGGUAGCCAAAUUUGACGACUUCGCCUUGUUCGCCAAGAACGUCGAUCAACCGUCAACAGGCGUUAAGUUUUCUUUUCUGAGUAUAAAUAAUGGCACGACCGACCAGGGCCAGAACAAGUUUUCAAAUGCCGAGCUUAAUUUCGACGUUCAGUACACUGCAUCACUUUCCAAUCCGGUACCCAAUAUCGUCACCGCAGUUGCUGGAGACGGACCCAUCAAGCUCGAAUUAGGUGGCCAGCCCGGGGACACGACGGAACCCUGGCUGAUCUGGCUAGACGCGAUGCUCAAACUGCCCGACGACAAGCUUCCUCACACAAUUACCACCAGUUUUGGCGAGAACGAACAGUCCCUCCCGGAUGGCUAUGUUCAGCAGAUUUGCGACCAGUUCGGUGCUCUCGGAGCUAGAGGCGUUACGAUGUUCGCCGCGUCGGGAGACUCUGGGCCGGGUAACACGUGUGUCACCAACGAUGGUACUAAUAGCACGCGGUUCAACGCCGUGUUCCCUGCGUCGUGCCCUUUCGUUACAGGUGUUGGAGGGGUGAGGGGAAUCGCGCCUGAGCGGGCCAGCGAUUUUUCGAGUGGUGGGUUCUCGGACAAGUUUGCCAGACCGGCAUAUCAAGAGCAAGUUGUGCCAGCGUAUCUCAAGAACACCAUUGGAACCCAGUUCAACGGUCUCUUCAACCCGUCAGGCCGAGGCUUCCCAGACGUCAGUGCCCAGAGCUUCAACCUCAGCUUCGUAACGGGUGGCCAGCUAGGCGGCUUCCAAGGUACCAGUGCCGCCGCUCCUAUCUGGGCAGGCAUGGUGGGCAUGGUCAACGCCGCUCUCAUUCAGGCGGGAAAGCCACCAAUGGGAUUCAUCAAUCCAUGGCUGUAUGGCGCUGGGUUGCAAGCCAUGAACGACGUCUCUGCUGGACAGUCCGUGGGCUGCACUGGCACAACUGGAUUUGGCACGCAGAAAUUCCCGCCCGAGUUCGGAGCCAAGCUCGUGCCGAACGCGAGUUGGCCCUCAGUGGCUGGCUGGGACGCUGUCACUGGCUUGGGGAGCCCGGAUAUUGGCAAAAUUUUGGCGCUGAGAAUGGCGAUGUGA